GUUGGCAGUUACUACUGUUCUUGCAACUAUGGUUACUAUGUCUGCUCCACCACGAGAUGCUGCCCAGUGAACUGUGGCCGCCCCAAGGUGCCGACCAGCUGUCCCUCGUACUCGUUCAAGGACAGCCAGUCACUGACGCCGUGCAAGCCUUUGCCAUAUCAGUCGCACUGCUCCACGGUCUACCCGAACAGCUGCAACCUGCGCUGCCCGACGUACUACAGCAUUGCGACUUACUCGGCAAGCGGCACGUUCAUGAAAAACUGGAACUCCAUCAGCGUGAUCGGUAAGAGCUACAACAUCCGUUGCCAAGGCAACUCUCGCUGGACGGUCGCCUCUACUAUUUCGCGCUUCUACUGUCGUCGUGACAAUGAUCCACCGGAGUGGCUGCGCAUCUCCAGUACAACUAUCAAUGAACACAGCCCGGUGGUCAAUGAACACAGCCCGGUGGGUACGGUCGUCGGCUACCUGACUACAUACGACCCUAACAAGUAUGACACCCAUGUCUUCACCGUGCGACCGUCGUCCGCCGCCAUCUUCUUCAGCGUUGUCGGCAACAGGCUAGUGGUGACGUUCGUGCCCAAGUUCAACCAGCACCAGGGCAUCACCGGCGAUGGCAACAGCUUCACCAUUACCGUCCGCGUCACCGACCGCGGCAGUCCGGCCAUGUACCGAGACCAGUCGUUCACCAUCAGAAUCCUGGACGCCAACGAGCCACCAGAGCGACUGCACCUGUCCAACAUGGCGGUGAAGGAGAAUGUGAAGGUCGACUCCACCGUCGGCGUGUUCAGCGCGUACGAUCCGGACCUUCCGAGCUCCACCAACCCCUGCACGUGGGCGGUGACGGGAUUCAACUCCGGCUUCUUCAAGGUGAGCGGCAACAAGCUUCUGGUGGCCAAGUCUCUGAACUUCGAAGCACAGAAUAACCAUCCUCUGCAGAUCAGCUGCACGGACUUUGGCCGACCAGCAGCCACGACAACGGCUACGUUUGUGAUUGACGUGCAGGAUGCGCAGGAGCCGCCCAUCACCCUAACCAUAAACAAUGCCCAGGUUGAUGAGGACGCCAAGGCGGGCCAGGUGGUCGGAAUGCUGACCGGCCUUGACCAGGACCAGGAGAAGCUCAUCAUCGCCAUCGUCGGCGGCCAGGUCCCCAUCACGGCCGGCGGCAGCUCUCUGACCCGUUUCGGCGUGUCGAGCACGACCUGUGCCAACGUACCGGCUCACGAUCAAGUGAAGGCGCGCACAAAGUGCUCGGCAAACCUGAUCGUGCAGCCGAAGAUCUUGGGCGCUGCAGCUGGCUCAGCGGGUGCGCUUGACUUCGAGACUGGCGGCUGGUUCCAGGUGGUGUUCUUUGCGCGCGAUGCCUCCCAUCCAUCACUUCACAAGUCGCUGUACGUCAACAUCACCAUCAAUGACGUCAACGAAGCGCCAACAGAUAUCUCCAUUCUCAACCUCACCAUUCCAGAGACGGCUCCAGGUGGUGCUCUCGUCAGCUCGCUAGUGGUUACGGAUCCAGACAACUCGCAACGCGUUGUCCAGCGACCAACCUGCACGCUGGUUCCAGGUGGUGAUGACGCCUACUUCGGCAUCACUGGUGAGUCUCCAAACAUGGAGUUGGAGCUGGCCCAGACGACCAUGCUUGACUACGAGGUCAAGCCCGUGUAUCGCAUCUCCGUGACGUGCAACGACCACGGCUUGCCGCCCAAGACCAUUACUCGCAGCUUUGUUGUCAACGUCCAGGACGAGAACGAAGCACCUCUCAACAUCACUCUGAGCAAUAACCGCGUCAAGGAGGAUGCUCCAGUGGGCACGGUUGUCGGCAUGUUCAGUACAAUUGACCCGGAUGUCGGCGAUAGUUUCACGUACAAGUUUGCACCGGGCUUCUCCACAGCUGCGCCGUUCACUGUCAACAAGGGUCGGCUGAUGACAACCGGAAAGCUCGACUAUGAGAAAAACGACAGCUACGUCAUCGACGUCUCGAGUACGGACCAAGGAGGCCUCGAGGCGAUUGAGACCUUUGUUGUCUGGGUCCAAGACGUUCCCGAGCCACCAACGGACUUGAUCUUGGAUGGCAACCACACUCUCCCCGAGAACAGCUCUGACAUCGCUUUCAUUGGAAACCUGAUUGUCACAGACCAGGAUGUGAACCAGGAUCCGUCCUGCAAAGUUACUGGUGGCAUUGAUAUGCAGUACUUCUCCACUGCUGGCGACAAUGGCCUUGAGCUGGUGUCCACUGCUGCAGGCUCUAUGUUGGACUAUGAAACCAUGGGCAGCGAUAAGAACCUGCAAGUGGAAGUGACCUGCACUGACCUUGAUGGACUGGGCAUCAAGAGACCAUUCACCGUACGAGUGACCGAUGUCAACGAGCCGCCUACGGAUAUCACCCUCACACCCAGCUCAGUGAAGGAAGCACAGCCGGCCGGUACGCUGGUGGGCUCGCUGUCCGUGACUGAUCCCGACGUAGGCCAGGCACACAACUGCUCGGUCAUCGACACGCAGCCGCAGGCCGGACAGCCACUUCUCACCUCCUUGUUCUACGUCAAGAACCAGAUGCUGUACACCAAGAAACCGCUGGACUUCGAAGCCACCCUGGCAUACUCUGUGGAAGUUGAGUGCUCCGAUAUCCCCACCGAUGGGCAGCCAAGUAUUACGUUUGACAAGCCCAUCAUCGUGACCCUCCUGGAUGUCAACGAGGUGCCUGGCACUCCAUGCGCUGCCUUUUCUAUUGGCGAGAAGAAACCCGACGGAACCAUGGUCGCCAUGCUGAACGCGUCUGAUCCGGACAACGAGUUCAGUGAUAAGCAAGUCCUGACCUACACGGUCGUCAACAGCGUGCCGUUCAAGGUGGACCCGUCCACCAACACCCUCGUGAAGAACGGGAUGUUGAACUUUGAAGUGAAGAAGAGCUACAAUGUUGACAUCAAGGUCACAGACGAUGGCACCAUUCAGACUGGCAAUACAACGUUCAAGAAGGUCACUCCGCUGAGCAAGACCUACACGUGUGUUGUGAACGUUCUUGAUAACAACGACCCUCACGUGUCGGCCAGCAUUCGUCUCGUGCCAUCGAACGCCUCGGUGACGGAGCACGCCGCGGCAGGUACGGUCAUCGCCAAGGCUUUCACCGACGAUGUCGAUGCUAGUGCCAAGCAUACGUACAAGAUCCUUGAGACGGACGUUCCGUUCACAAUGGUCGGCAGCGACGUCACCGUGACCGCGUCCGGUUUGCUAGUCGACUUUGAGGCCAAUUCCGAUGACAUUAAGAUCACCAUUGCUAGCACAGAUGAACACAAUCACACGGCCACGUGAGUGUUUGACAUCGUCAUCAACGAUUACAACGAGCACCCCACUGCCGUAUGCUUGCUUGGAACCACCGUGGCAGAGAACCAGCCGGCUGGCUAUCAGAUUGGCCAGCUGGUUGUGGAGGAUCCUGACUACCCGCAGAGGUCGUGCAGUCCCAUCCAGCCGCAUCUCGAACUGCCCAUCGACGACACUUGCGUGAUCAUUGACCAGACACCUGGCCAGAUCUACACCAGCCGCUUUGAAAUCACCAGCAAGCUGGCACUCGUGCAGAAGGUCCCGCUCAACUACGAGCAGUACACGUUCUAUGACCUGCGUGUUGCCUGCCGUGACCUCAACCAGCCAUUGAACAUCAUCAGCAACACCUUUACAAUCACCGUCACCAGUAAG
Molecule: messenger RNA, 3684 nt
Organism: Sycon ciliatum
Lineage: Eukaryota; Metazoa; Porifera; Calcarea; Leucosolenida; Sycettidae
Product: protocadherin-16-like
Biological process (GO): homophilic cell-cell adhesion
Cellular component (GO): plasma membrane
Molecular function (GO): calcium ion binding
Source: RefSeq, a predicted model, not a curated record